Messenger RNA from Lachancea lanzarotensis, 1935 nucleotides. RefSeq names its product LALA0S01e18184g1_1 (gene SRB4). The record is from RefSeq and is a predicted model, not a curated record. Gene Ontology annotation, biological process: regulation of transcription by RNA polymerase II. Gene Ontology annotation, cellular component: mediator complex; core mediator complex. The transcript has a single exon. The coding region runs from base 1 to 1935 and encodes 644 amino acids. NCBI's taxonomy places the organism in Eukaryota, Fungi, Ascomycota, Saccharomycetes, Saccharomycetales, Saccharomycetaceae. Gene Ontology annotation, molecular function: transcription coregulator activity.
AUGACCAAUAACCCGCCUGAUCAGUCUUCACAGGCUGCUAAUCAUGAAACCAAAAGAAUACCGUUGGCCAUUGAUCCCAAUUUCAUGAAAACCACCUCUUCUGCAUUGCCAACUGAUCAAUCUGAUGACAACGACAAAAGUCAAAAUGGUACUCAUCAAAACGCCACCACGGGUCAAUCAUUGGUGAAUAAUCCGUAUGAGAUGUUUGGAAGUAUGCCCCUGGAUCAACUGAUACCUGUAAUUUUGCAAAGUCGUGGAAUUGGCAGCAAAUUCGCUGAUCUAUCCGAAAGGGUCCUAAGUGAAGAGAUAGCGAAUGACGCUGAAGAUAUGGAACAUGUCAAGAACUUAGAUGAGGACGUUGAAAUGGACUCCUCUGAUUUUCCAGCGAAUGCAGAUCAAGAAGCUUUAAAGCCUCAGCAAAUUGAGGGACCACUCGCCAGGGAAGAAGAGGAUCAAAUGACGCAGGAACAAUUUCAACAGCUUAAAAACUCAACUGUUCAGUCUCUGAACCUUUCGGUCAAUGAGGCUUCACUUGCUCUUGAAUUCGUUUCUCUGCUACUGUCGUCGGUCCGCCCUUCCGCAGCAAACGCAUCUAUGUCUCCGUUUUUGAAAAAUGCUGUGCCGACCGCAUCUCUGAAUGCCGAAAAGAUACCAUAUGAAAAAGCUACAGAAUCUGAGAUUGUUGACAAAAAAUUGACAACUCGAGGGUGGAAGCUCAGAAGCUUAGAAGAGUCUCGAGUGCUUCUGAAAGACACACACAAAACUUUAGAAGCUAGCCUGAGAAAAGAACAAAACUACUGGUCAAAAGUUUCAGCUAAUACUUCAAAAAAGGAUGUGAUUUUCAAAAUGAAAGAUCAAGAAACAGGUGAAAAAUCGCUUGGAUUGAAAUAUGGUUAUGAAGAUUCAGGAUCAAGCUACAAGCAGGAAAGGGGCAUUGCUAUACUUAGAUAUAACGCAAACAAAGACGCCUUGGAAGCUGUUCCCGCGGAGAAACAGCAGUUUGAGUCCAUGAAUAGGGGACCUUUUGAGAAAUUCAUGCGUGUUCGCAUCUUCACUAAAAUACAAGAAGAAGAUGAUUACAUCCUUAGCGGAGAGACGGCACUUGACGAUCUAUUGCUUGCUGCUGAUAAUAGUGGUGCAGAGCAAAACAUUCGCCGGCAAAUCUCCAAGCUUCAGUUCCUAAUUUUUGAAAAGGAACUCAUGUACCAUUUGAAAAAAGAGUCUGAAACUUUAAUAUCUUACGGUGUAACGCUGGAAAACGAAAAUAAGAUCACGGUUGAGUUCCCAACGGAAAAGAUAGAAUUUGAGAUGAUGAACCUAACAGAUGAGGUAAUCUUGAAUCAUCAGCAAGACGCGCCAAAGACAAAUGAUAGAAAGGCGGCGCUUAUACUGGUAAUGUUAAGGAUGCUGUUGGUCGUCAUGUAUAAGAAGCAAAUCAGGAAGAAGCUUUUAAUGGUUGCACACUCAAAGGCUGUACAUCCAUUUGACAACGAAGCUCUACUGCUGCGGCCGAUAAUGGGUAAAUUCAGACAUGAGAAUUAUCUCAACCUGUUGCAGAAAGUCAUAAAAACUUACGUUUUAGAUGUUGUAGCGAACUCCGUUGUGACUGAAAUCCCCUCGGAUUAUCGCAAGCAAAAUAUACCUGUUCGACGCGAAACCUAUGACAAGCAUAUCACGAAGCUUGACGAUGAAAUCACACUUUUCGACAAGAUUUUACAACUGCCACGAAUUGAUCUGAAAGUAGAGCUUCCCGGUUCAGGAAAAAUUGAGUUUGGAUUGGAAAGCUCCAACUAUUGCAACGCUACCACGAGUGUGAAGUUAGUGGACGCCUCAAACGCAACGAUCUUUGACACCAGAUUUUCAAAUUUCAAAGAACUCGAAGAUUUCCUGCAUUUCAUUGUAAGCGAGUACGUUACGGAAGGCAAACAGGAAUAA